Messenger RNA from Solanum dulcamara, 594 nucleotides. RefSeq lists its product as uncharacterized. The transcript has 2 exons. The coding region runs from base 1 to 594 and encodes 197 amino acids. The record is from RefSeq and is a predicted model, not a curated record. Lineage: Eukaryota; Viridiplantae; Streptophyta; Magnoliopsida; Solanales; Solanaceae.
AUGGCGGACUUAUAUGCCAAAUUCCUUCAGAAUUAUAUCAGUUGUAUGCAAGCAUUUGAGCUCAUAAAGAAGAGGUUAACUGAAGCCCCAAUCUUGAUAGCUUCCAAUUGGGAGUUGCCUUUUGAGGUCAUAUGCAAUGCCAGUGACACAGUAGUGGGAGCAGCCAUGGGAAAAAGAAAGGAGAAGAUAUUUCAUUCCAUCUAUUACGCCAGCAAGACUCUCAACGUAGCCCAGGCAAACUACACUAUCACGGAGAAGGAGAUGUUGGUACUAGUAUAUGCAUUUUACAAGUUCAGGUCAUACAUAGUAGGUACUAAGGAUGUUGUACAUACUAACCAUGCAGCUCGUAGGUAUCUAUUUAAUAAGAAAGAUACCAACCUAAGGCUUAUCAUAUGGAUCCUUCUACUACAAGAGUUUGACAUAGAGAUCAAGGAUCACAAGGGUUGUAAGAAUCAAAUCGUUGACCAUUUUUCCAAACUUGAGAGUUUAUCACAUGUUGGUGAACAAAUGCAUAUCAAAGAGGAGUUCCCAGAUAAGCAGAUGUUAGAUUUGAAGGUGCUUGAGUUGCCUUGGUGUCAUGACCCAAACCCGUGA